This is a messenger RNA of Rotaria sp. Silwood2, 1107 nucleotides long. The record is from the annotation of a GenBank genome assembly. Lineage: Eukaryota; Metazoa; Rotifera; Eurotatoria; Philodinida; Philodinidae.
AUGCCGCGUACAGCUACAAAUAGUCUUAUGGCUUGUACGGGAUAUUCAACUACUCUUACUACUAGUGACCGUCCGACGAGUGCCAAUAAAAGUCCUAGUAGAGGUGAUAAAUACUAUGGAAAACAAUUCUUUGAUGAUAAAAAUUACAAAUCGAUUCUCGAAUGUCUUGAUGGUGGCUAUCAAAUCUUAAAAGAUUUGCUUGAAUAUAUGCAAGAUUAUUGCAAUGUUCUAAAUGAAAAUAUUAAAAGUCUUACUUUAUACUCAAGAAAAUGGACCCUUAAAGUAGAACAACAAUCAUUACUUUCAUCAUAUAAUACAACUAAAAGUGCACAAUUAGAAGUAGUUCGUGCACCUGAACGUCAUGCUGAACUUAUACAAGCUCGUUUUGCGAAGGUUCAAACAAUUAUUAAGAUAUACACUGCAGAAGUAGAAAGAAUGUAUCCACGUGUACUUCUCAGUAUUACUCAUAAACAUUAUCGAACGGAUGCAAUGAGAAACUUAUUCAAAGCUGCUUAUUCAUCAUUAUCUGAUUUAUCAAGUAAACGUGAAAAAUUACGUGAACAAGAAAAACUAAUAGUAGAUACUCUAAGUGAUGAUGAUGCUCAAUAUCAAACAAAACAACAAAAGAAUUUGAAAGACAUUAGAGAAGUGAUUGAACGAACUGAAAGAAAAUAUGAACGAGAAAAAGUACUUUAUCGUGAAAGACUAACAAACAUUUAUGAAGAAUGUCGAGCAUUGGAACAAGAGCGAUUGGAUUUAAUGCGAGAAACUUUAAUCAAAUUCAUUAAAGAAGCAUUUUCAUUUGAAAAUGUAACUCAACAACGUCAAAUCUAUGAAGAUCUCAGUUCAAUGCUGCAAAUUCAACAAAAUUCAUCUCAAGAUCUUGAUUUUUGGGCACAAGCUUAUGGUGUUUUCGAUUCAAGAACAUCUCUAUUAUCUGCAAAUAAACAGAGAGAUAAUAAUGAUUGCAAUAAAAGGACUUCUAAUCAAACAACAAGUCGAAAACCGAAGAAGUCUCAAGAAUGUGAAACUCUCAAUCUCACAACAACAGAAAUACUUGUAAAUAAAUUGAGAAUUGAAGAUGAUGAAGCUGAAGAUGACAAAUGA